Molecule: messenger RNA, 1767 nt
Organism: Glarea lozoyensis ATCC 20868
Lineage: Eukaryota; Fungi; Ascomycota; Leotiomycetes; Helotiales; Helotiaceae
Product: Protein kinase-like (PK-like)
Exons: 1
Coding region: 1-1767 (588 amino acids)
Biological process (GO): peptidyl-serine phosphorylation; peptidyl-threonine phosphorylation
Molecular function (GO): ATP binding; protein serine/threonine kinase activity
Source: RefSeq, a predicted model, not a curated record
AUGCAGUCUCUCAAGACUCCUCUCGAGACUGAUAUUAAGGAAUGUCUUCUUAUUGAUAUCAGGAAACUACGGCGUUUGCUUCGGUACGAGAUGAAGGAAUGGCCACAGCAAUCCAAUAGGUUCUUCCUUCCGGCCGACAUACUAAACUCACUCCAACUUGCUGUCGGCCAAUAUGGACUGCGUAUCGUCUGUCCGGACAUGCCAGAUUCUCAAUAUAGCCAAUUUCUCUCGGUCAUCUCCACUAAGGCAAUCAAGCUACUUUGUCUUCUUUUGAUAGCUUCUCCCGCACCAAGCCCGAGCGCCAUCCAUGCAUUCAUCGAAAACGACAUUACUGACGACGAUCUUCCGUUCCAAAGACUCUCACACGAUUCUCCCCUGGAUGGUUGGAAGGAUCGUUCUACUACCGAGUUUGUUUUAUGUAAACAAAGCCACAUUGGUUGUCUUCGCCCUAAUCAUAUCGAUUGUGGUAUCGUAGCAACUAGGGAUUGGGAUCAAGAGGUCAUCAUUUCUUUAGCUCGUAAUCAAUGGACUUUCCUGGCUCCAAUUUUCUCCAAGAACAGAGGCAAAAUUCCACACUAUGACUUCACCGAUAAUAUAGUUUUGCCGUUCACUGAAGACGACCAAGUCACGUCUAAACAGGGUGGUUAUGGAAAGGUCUGGAGUGUUCGUAUUCAUCCUGCUCACCACAAUCUCAUAACGUCCAGCAACCCUAAAGGAGCUCGGUUGGCCGUCAAACAAUUGUUUUCUGCAGAUGAAAGCGCGUUUCACAGCGAAUGCGAUUUUCUGGGGGAGAUUACUGUCAAAGAGCAUCCAAAUACCGUACCUCUGUUGGCCACUUACAAAUUGAAGGGGAGCUACCAUCUUUUAUUUCCAUGGGCGCCCGCUAAUCUCGGAGAGUAUUGGCACUCCAUAUCUAUGCCAAAUUGGAACAAAGAAACAUGUCAUUGGUUUCUCAAGCAGGUUCACGGCUUAGUUUCUGCUCUGAAGACGAUCCAUGUUUUUCCACACGAAAGAAAUCCUCUUUCCCAAGACAUGGAAGUCGAUUACGGCCGCUUGACAACAGCAGCUGCAUCUAGACUAAUGCAGCCGAACAUGGACACAUCGCUCAAUAAGUACGGAAGACAUGGGGAUCUGAAGCCGGAGAACGUGCUAUACCUAGAGGACGGCACGCUUCAGCUUGCGGACUUCGGGCUGGGCAAAUUCCAUCGUCUAGAAUCCCGUUCACGACUUGAUCCCGACUCGAUCGCUUGCUCCCCAACCUACUCGCCGCCUGAGCUGGCCGUUGGUGAACUGGUCUCACGAGCAUAUGACAUUUGGAGCUUAGGAUGCAUUUUUCUUGAAUUUGUCACAUGGCUCAGUGGUGGUUCUGAAGCAUUAGAGCGCUUUGCCGUCGCCAGACAAGAGAAGGCACUGGAUCGUGUGGUAGAUGAUCUCUUUUACACCGUUAAAAAAGCCAGUGGUGCUGCAAACGGGCGGUUUGCUGUAAUAAGGGCCGGGGUUUUCCGACAGAUUCAGUUUUUGAGAAGCUCAAAAAGACAAUCGGCAAUGAUCUCUGACGUUUUGAACAUCAUUGAGCACAACAUGCUCGUCGUUAAAGCCAAUGAAAGAAUCAAGGCAGAGACAUUACUUUCGAAAAUGGAGAGAAUCUUGCAACGAGGACACGCGGAUUCUGUUUACUUACUCGGAAAUGAUCAAAAGCUAAUCAGGAGGUACGCUAAGGCUGGCAUCAAAAGACAACCUACCUCUACAAAUGGUAUCGGUGGCUAA